Molecule: messenger RNA, 1913 nt
Organism: Arachis stenosperma
Lineage: Eukaryota; Viridiplantae; Streptophyta; Magnoliopsida; Fabales; Fabaceae
Product: protein Ycf2-like
Exons: 1
Coding region: 66-1829 (587 amino acids)
Molecular function (GO): ATP hydrolysis activity; ATP binding
Source: RefSeq, a predicted model, not a curated record
GUGACGAUAUUGAUGAUAGUGACGAUAUCGACCGUGACCUUGAUACGGAGCUGGAGCUUCUAACUAUGAUGAAUGCGCUAACUAUGGAUAUGAUGCCGGAAAUAGACCGAUUUUAUAUCACCCUUCAAUUCGAAUUAGCAAAAGCAAUGUCUCCUUGCAUAAUAUGGAUUCCAAACAUUCAUGAUCUGGAUGUGAAUGAGUUGAAUUACUUAUCCCUCGGUCUAUUAGUGAACUAUCUCUCCAGGGAUUGUGAAAGAUGUUCCACUAGAAAUAUUCUUGUUAUUGCUUCGACUCAUAUUCCCCAAAAAGUGGAUCCCGCUCUAAUAGCUCCGAAUAAAUUAAAUACAUGCAUUAAGAUACGAAGGCUUCUUAUUCCACAACAACGAAAGCACUUUUUCACUCUUUCAUAUACUAGGGGAUUUCACUUGGAAAAGAGAAUGUUCCAUACUAAUGGACUCGGGUGCAUAACCAUAACUAUGGGUUCCAAUGUACGAGAUCUUGUAGCACUUACCAAUGAGGCCCUAUCGAUUAGUAUUAUACAAAAGAAAUCCAUUAUAGACACUAAUAUAAUUAGAUCUGCUCUUCAUAGACAAACUUGGGAUUUGCGAUCCCAGGUAAGAUCGGUUCAGGAUCAUGGGAUCCUUUUCUAUCAGAUAGGAAGGGCUAUCUCAAAAAAUGUACUUCUAAGUAAUUGCUCCAUAGAUCCUAUAUCUAUCUAUAUGAAGAAGAAAUCUUGUAACGAGGGGGAUUCUUAUUUGUACAAAUGGUACUUCGAACUUGGAACGAGCAUGAAGGAAUUAACGAUACUUCUUUAUCUUUUGAGUUGUUCUGCCGGAUCGGUCGCUCAAGACCUUUGGUCUCUACCCGGACCUGAUGAAAAAAAUGGGAUCACUUCUUAUGGACUCGUUGAGAAUGAUUCUGAUCUAGUUCAUGGCCUAUUAGAAGUAGAAGGCGCUCUGGUGGGAUCCUCACGGACAGAAAAAGGUUGCAGUCAGUUUGAUAAUGAUCGAGUGACAUUGCUUCUUCGGUCCGAACCAAGGAAUCCCUUAAAUAUGAUUCAAAAAGGAUCUUGUUUUAUCGUUGAUCAGAGAUUUCUCUAUGAAAAAUAUGAAUCGGAGUUUGAAGAAGGGGAAGGAGUCCUCGACCCGCAACAGAUGGAGGAGGAUUUAUUCAAUCACAUAGUUUGGGCUCCUAGAAUAUGGCGCCCUUGGGGCUUUCUAUUUAAUUGUAUCGAAAGGCCCAAUGAAUUGGGAUUUCCCUAUUGGGCCAGGUCAUUUCGGGGCAAGCGGAUCAUUUAUGAGGAAGAGGAUGAGCUUCAAGAGAAUGAUUCGGAGUUCUUGCAGGGUGGAACCAUGCAGUACCAGACACGAGAUAGAUCUUCCAAAGAACAAGGCUUUUUUCAAAUAAGCCAAUUCAUUUGGGACCCUGCGGAUCCACUCUUUUUCCUAUUGAAAGAUCAGCCUUUUGUCUCUGUCUCUGUGUUUUCACAUCGACAAUUCUUUGCAGAUGAAGAGAUGUCAAAGGGGCUUCUUACUUCCCAAACAGAUCUUCCUACAUCUAUAUAUAAACGCUGGUUUAUCAAGAAUACGCAAGAAAAGCAUUUCGAAUUGUUGAUUCAUCGCCAGAGAUGGCUUAGAACCAAUAGUUCAUUAUCUAAUGGAUUUUUCCGUUCUAAUACUAUAUCCGAGAGUUAUCAAUAUUUAUCAAAUAUGUUCCUAUCUAACGGAACGCUAUUGGAUCAAAUGACAAAGACAUUGUUGAGAAAAAGAUGGCUUUUCCCGGAUGAAAUGGUUGUUGCUAUCUGCUCCAAUAACGAAUCAUUGGUUUAACUGAAUAACUAAAUCAAAUAGAUAGACCUUUCUUUCUCUUUGUCUCAGGUCGAUAGCUCUUCUCAAUUGAAAGAUACCCUAUAU